UCCCUCUCGCCCUUUUGAUCUCUUGUUUCUUCUCAGUUGCCCUUCUUCUUUGCUUUUCAUUCUUUUUUCGUCUUCUCUGCUGAAAAUUUUCGAGUAUAUGUGUGUUUUUAUCGUUUAUACUGCGGCCUGUAGACUGUUCAUGAAAGCCACUCAGAGGUUUAAGUAAUGCUAAGGUUCCUGCGUUGCUCUCCAUUGUGAGUUGGUUUCUUGGAAUUGGAGUAUUUCUGUAAUAUUUUCCGCUGGGGUUUAAGGCUUAGAGAAACUAUGCACAAGGAUACUGGUUCAAGCGGCCCAUCAACACCUAGUGGGUCUUCUGCACGGUUACGUCGCCGCAGAGGUUCCAAUGAGGUCCCUCCAGAAGCUGAUAAAGCUAAUGGCAGCCAUUUGCUCGUUAAUGAUCAUAACAAGUACAAGUCAAUGUUAGUUCGUGCACAUUCAUCUUUUUGGAUGAUUGGAGGAUUUGCCUUCAUAAUAUACAUGGGUCACCUUUAUAUCUGGGCCAUGGUGGUUGUUAUCCAAAUAUUUAUGGCAAAGGAGUUAUUCAGUUUACUUAGGAGAGCACAUGAAGACAGGCGCCUCCCUGGUUUCAGACUGUUAAAUUGGCACUUUUUCUUCACAGCAAUGCUAUUUGUGUAUGGUCGCAUUCUCAGUCAGAGGCUUGUGAACACUGUCACUACGGACAAAGUUUUGUACAAGAUCGUGAGCAGAGUUAUCAAGUAUCAUAUGGUUACUUGUUAUUUCUUGUAUAUCGCCGGCUUCAUGUGGUUCAUUCUUACACUGAAGAAGAAGAUGUACAAGUAUCAAUUUGGCCAAUAUGCGUGGACACACAUGAUUCUUAUAGUGGUGUUUACGCAAUCGUCAUUUACUGUGGCAAAUAUUUUUGAAGGAAUUUUCUGGUUCCUUCUUCCGGCAUCACUUAUUGUCAUCAAUGAUAUUGCUGCUUACAUUUUUGGGUUUUUCUUCGGGAAAACUCCUUUGAUCAAGCUAUCACCCAAGAAAACAUGGGAAGGCUUCAUUGGAGCUUCUGUUGCCACCAUGAUCUCAGCCUUUCUGCUUGCAAAUAUAUUAGGUCGGUUUCAGUGGUUGACAUGCCCAAGGAAGGAUUUAUCAACUGGCUGGCUUCAGUGCGAUCCGGGUCCCCUGUUCAAACCAGAAACUUUUACUGUUCCAGAGUGGUUUCCUGAAUGGUUUCCGUGGCGAGAGAUUUCUGUUCUGCCUGUACAGUGGCAUGCAUUGUGCCUUGGUCUCUUUGCAUCAAUCAUAGCACCUUUUGGAGGCUUUUUUGCCAGUGGCUUUAAAAGAGCUUUCAAGAUCAAGGAUUUUGGUGAUAGCAUUCCAGGACAUGGUGGGAUGACUGACAGAAUGGAUUGCCAGAUGGUGAUGGCCGUUUUUGCAUACAUUUAUCACCAGUCGUUUGUUGUACCUCAGAGCUUAUCCAUUGAGAUGAUUAUGGACCAGAUACUGAUGAACCUUACAUUUGAGGAGCAACAAGCUCUGUACACAAAACUUGGGCAGAUCGUCGAAGAGAGGCAGUUUGGAGAAUCAUGAACUCGUCGUGUAACCUAUGUAGCCGUUUCUUGCGUAUUGCAUGUACAUGUCCCGUAUUUGCUUUGUUUCCACAAGCUUAGGAUAAUAUGUAGCUGUAGGCAUCCUACCCUUUUUUUGCAUUGUACAGUGCUUGAGCUAUUGCUAUGUGAUGAUGAUAUGAUCUUCACAGAAUGUAUUGCCAAAAUCUAUAUACUCACCCUCAUGAUUCUCACUUUUUCAUC
This is a messenger RNA of Sesamum indicum (sesame), 1769 nucleotides long. RefSeq names its product phosphatidate cytidylyltransferase 1. NCBI's taxonomy places the organism in Eukaryota, Viridiplantae, Streptophyta, Magnoliopsida, Lamiales, Pedaliaceae. The record is from RefSeq and is a predicted model, not a curated record. Gene Ontology annotation, cellular component: endoplasmic reticulum membrane. Gene Ontology annotation, molecular function: phosphatidate cytidylyltransferase activity.